This is a messenger RNA of Gadus macrocephalus (Pacific cod), 1319 nucleotides long. RefSeq names its product tropomyosin 3 (gene tpm3). The coding region runs from base 166 to 1020 and encodes 284 amino acids. Gene Ontology annotation, biological process: actin filament organization; muscle contraction. Gene Ontology annotation, molecular function: actin filament binding. Gene Ontology annotation, cellular component: actin filament. Lineage: Eukaryota; Metazoa; Chordata; Actinopteri; Gadiformes; Gadidae. The transcript is spliced from 10 exons. The record is from RefSeq and is a predicted model, not a curated record.
CAUAUAAAUGCUCUUCUCCAUCUUCUCCGUUCCCCUCAUUGCCUCUUCUGGUGCUCCCGUGUGCUAGUGAUCCACCAGACCCAAUCCCCUCCAUCCCCUGGACUCACAAGCCCAGCGUUAGCUUCACGUUAGCCAGCCCCAAAAGCCCCUACCACCCCGAUCACCAUGGAGGCCAUCAAGAAGAAAAUGCUUAUGCUGAAGCUGGACAAGGAGAAUGCACUUGACCAGGCUGAGCAGGCGGAGACAGACAAGAAGGCAGCGGAGGACAGAAGCAAACAGCAUGAAGAUGAGCUGAUUCAGAUGCAGAAGAAGCUGAAGGGCACUGAGGAUGAGCUGGACAAGUACUCCGAGGCCCUGAAGGACGCCCAGGAGAAGCUGGAGGUGGCGGACAAGAAGGCCGCUGACGCGGAGGCGGAGGUGGCCUCCCUGAACCGCCGCAUCCAGCUGGUGGAGGAGGAGCUGGACCGGGCCCAGGAGAGGCUGGCCACUGCCCUGCAGAAGCUGGAGGAGGCGGAGAAGGCCGCCGACGAGAGCGAGAGGGCGAUGAAGGUGAUUGAAAACAGGGCCCAGAAAGAUGAGGAGAAGAUGGAGCUGCAGGAGAUUCAGCUGAAGGAAGCCAAGCACAUCGCUGAAGAGGCAGAUCGGAAAUACGAAGAGGUGGCUCGUAAGCUGGUCAUCGUUGAGGGAGAGCUGGAGCGGACGGAGGAGAGGGCGGAGCUGGCUGAGGCCCAAGCUAGGGCGCUGGAGCAUGAGCAAAGGGGCUUUGACCAAUCAUUGGAGACCCUCCAUGCCUCUGAGGACCAGUACUCUCAAAAAGAGGACAAAUAUGAGGAAGAGAUCAAAAUCCUGACGGACAAGCUGAAAGAGGCUGAAACCCGUGCAGAGUUUGCAGAAAGGUCCGUCGCAAAGCUGGAGAAGACAAUCGACGAUCUAGAAGACGAGCUUUAUGCACAGAAACUCAAGUACAAGGCUAUCAGUGAGGAGCUGGAUCACGCCCUGAAUGACAUGACCUCUAUAUAAAAUGUCUUGGAUUCGGCUGUACUUUCAAGUUCUGGUUGCAAGACUCUUCUCCAAAGCCUUCUCUGCUGGGUCUCAUCACCUUCUUCGGCUACUGACUUCCUCUGUUUCCUUUUCUCUUUUCAUGGUCUUUCUUUUUCUUUUCAAUUUGUAUACUUUAAUGUACAAUCUCCAACAUGCCUCCUACCUAUGAUGCUCUUUCUGAACCCUGAUUAUUUCUUCCUCUGCUCUACUUCUGUGUUUUAAUCUCAUUGUUCAACGUUCUAAACUUUUUUUUGAAUUCUCUAUAAAUACUGAAUCCA